CAUUUCCACUUACGUUUUCCUUGUUGAAUGUAUGUUAACCAACACUGCAUUUACAGCUGUCACCUACAGCAGUGCUUUCAAGAUAUUCCUGGAUAGGAUUGGGCAACUCAUAAAUCCUAUAGUAACUUAUAAGGAUUUACAAAACUGUUAAUAUACAAACCAAUUUUGCAUCAGUUUAAGUUGCGCUAUCUUAUUUCAAAAUGGUAAUUGGCUUUCUUGUUCGAGCCGGCAUUGUCGUUGGUGCUGCAUAUUACUCAAAGAAGCUGGGAGUAUGGGGUACGCCGGAAGAAUCCGAAAAGCUAUACAAUAAAAUAAAAGAAAGUGCUCGACCCCACGCAAAAGAGCUGGAAAAGAAAUUACCUUUUGAGGUUCCAGCAUUACCUGAAAGCGGCGAAGCACGUUUCCUGGCGAAGCAUUAUUAUAACGAAGGUGUUAAAAGCACGUUCCACUUUAUUGAAAUGUUGCCAUGUUACACCGGGCAAUUAUUGCACAAAGCUAAGGUGGAAUUUCAAAAAUUCUCGACUCCCCCAUCCCCUAGCGCUGAAAAGUAAAAAUGCUAUUUAAAAUAUUCGAUGUUACAAAGUCUAUUUAUAAAAAAAAUUAUGCAAGUUAAAUAAAAUGUCGCAAUAAAAAUCAA
Zeugodacus cucurbitae (melon fly) is the source of this 637-nucleotide messenger RNA. It is a transcript of the gene QIL1, whose product is annotated as MICOS complex subunit MIC13 homolog QIL1. The coding region runs from base 201 to 551 and encodes 116 amino acids. The record is from RefSeq and is a predicted model, not a curated record. Gene Ontology annotation, cellular component: MICOS complex; mitochondrial crista junction. NCBI's taxonomy places the organism in Eukaryota, Metazoa, Arthropoda, Insecta, Diptera, Tephritidae. Gene Ontology annotation, biological process: cristae formation. The transcript is spliced from 2 exons.